This is a messenger RNA of Coregonus sp. 'balchen', 30425 nucleotides long. The record is from the annotation of a GenBank genome assembly. Lineage: Eukaryota; Metazoa; Chordata; Actinopteri; Salmoniformes; Salmonidae.
AUGGCUACUCGCAAGGAAUCAACUUCGACACCAACUGCCCCGAUGGCUUCCACGUCUCCGGGAGCAACUUUGGAUUCUCCUGUGAAGCAAAUUCAGAUCGAGGGUCUGGUGAGUUAAUUAGGAGGUUCAUUCUUUCUGUUUUGGAGGCUGUGGGACAGGAUAGGCAGGCUCGAAAGUCUGGCUAGUCUAGCUAGCUUUAGCAUCAUGGCGGACACAAAAGCGCGGUGGAUGGAAUGUGUCCUAACUGUAAAAUGUGGUUGGAUAGUAUCACUGUCUACAUUUGUUGUGACAAAAACCCGAUUGCCAGACAAUGACCACGGUCUUGUAGCUAACGUUAGGUAGUUAGCCAUUUUCUCUAGAAAAUGAUGGAGAAGUGAUGUGACUCCUUCCAUAUGGCAGAAUAUCCAUCUCAAACCAAAUCAAAUCAAAUUGUAUUUGUCACAUACACGUGUUUUAGCAGAUGUUAUAGCGGGUGUAGCGAAAAGCUUGUGCUUCUAGCUCCGACAGUGCAGUAAUAUCUAACAAUUACACAACAUAUACCCAAUACACACAAAACUGUAGGAAUGGAAUUUAAGAAUAUAUACAUAUAUGGACAAGCAAUCACAGAGAGGCAUGGACUAAGAUACAGUAGAAAAUUAUAGAAUACAGUAAAUACAUAUGAGAUGAGUAGUGCAAGAUAUGUAAACAUUAUUAAAGUGACUAGUGUUCCAUUUCUUAAAGUGGCCAGUGAUUUCAAUAGGCAGCAGCAGCCUCUAAUGUGCUAGUGAUGGCUAUUUAACAGUCUGAUGGCCUUGAGAUAGAAGCUGUUUUUCAUUCUCUUGGUCCCAGCUUUGAUGCACCUGUACUGACCUCGCCUUCUGGAUGAUAGCGGGGUGAACAGGCAGUGGCUCGGGUGGUUGAUGUCCUUGAUGAUCUUUUUGGCCUUCCUGUGACAUCUGGUGCUGUAGGUGUCUUGGUGGGCGGGUAGUUUGCCCCCUGUAAUGCGUUCGGCAGACCGCACCACCCUCUGGAGAGCCCUGCGGUUGUGGGCGGUGCAGUUGCCAUACCAGGCGGUGAUACAGCCCGACAGGAUGCUCUCAAUUGUGCAUCUGUAAAAGUUUGAGGGUUUUAGGUGCUAAGCCAAAUUUCUUCAGCCUCCUGUGGUUGAAGAGGCUCUGUUGAGCAUUCUUCACCACACUGUCUGCGUGUGUGGACCAUUUCACUUUGUUGGUGAUGCGUACGCCAAGGAACUUGAAGCUUUCCACCUUCUCCACUGCGGUCCCAUCGAUAUGGAUAGGGGGGUGCACCCUCUGCUGUUUCCUGAAGUCCACGAUCAUCUCCUUUGUUUUGUUGACAUUGAGUGAGAGGUUAUUUUCCUGGCACCACAUUCCCAGAGCCCUCACCUCCUCCCUGUAGGUGGUCUGGUCAUUGUAUGUAGCUAGUCUGUAGCCAUGGGAACACAUGCAUAGUUCAAAGAGAGAUGUUUCCAUGUCUGUCAAUUUGAGGCACAUUCAUGUCCAGGCAUCACACAGAACACACGACUGACAGUCAGUGCCAGAAGUGGCCCCUACUGUGUCCACAGAACAAAACACACAUUACUCAAACAAAAAAAGCUCACACUUAACUUUUCGGUGAUAUUUGCCACUUUGAUCUCAAAAUAGGUCAACUACUUUAAUCGUGUAGGUGGGGGGUCUGACAAAGUGUGCAGACGCAGAGUAGUGAUGGGACGUUUGGCUCUUAGUGAGUGCAUACAUUUUCCAUAUCUCUUCAUACAUUUGAAACGAGGUCUAGUCGUGGCCCAACCAAACUAUAUUGUGAAGGACUCUUGGUGGAAUGCGUUGCUUGACUGCUGUGAGGGAGAUAAGUAGAGAACUAUUGAUUUUUGGGGGUUAAAGAGGCCGAUGGCCAAUAUUCAGCAUCAAUACAUUUGAAAAUGUUUGACAUCAUUUCCCAGAGACAGCCAUGUUAUGCAUUAAUGCAUCCAUUUUAAAACCAAACAACAAGUGACUUUGUUUGUACCAAUCUAACUACAUAACAACAUAAUGGUAAUAAUGUUAUUUGAAUGGUAAAUCACUUCAUAAACUGGGUAAAUUAAGAUGGCAUAGGCCUACUCACAAUACAGGUGAAUGCAUAUUCAAUAGGAGUGUGUGACAUGCAUUGAGUUAUUGAGGUUAUUUUGGCUGGUCAGUGGAGUCUAUGGUGCUACAGAUGACAAUCUGUUUGCCUUCCAUGUGGGACUUAUAUUAGCCUACUGAUCAACAACAUUUUCAUAGAAGCAUCCAGCAUGUCACGCCCUUCACCCUUGGCUUUUUCCACAUUUUGUUACAUUACAGCCUUAUUCUAAAAUGGAUUAAAUCGUUUUCCCCCCUCAUCAAUCUACACAAAAUACCCCAUAAUGACAAAGCAAAAACAGGUUUUUAGAUUUUUUUGCAAAUGUAUAAAAAAAAUGUUUUUGGCAUAAGUAUUCAGACCCUUUACUCAGUAUUUUGUUGAAGCACCUUUGGCAGCGAUUACAGCCUCAAGUCUUCUUGGGUAUGACGCUACAAGCUUGGCACACCUGUAUUUGGGGAGUUUCUCCCAUUCUUCUCUGCAGAUCCGCUCUGUCAGGUUGGAUGGGGAGCGUCGCUGCACAGCUAUUUUCAGGUCUCCAGAAGUGUUUGAUUGGGUUCUGGCUGGCCCACUCAAGGACAUUCAGAACCUUGUCCCGAAGCCACUCCUGCGUUGUCUUGGCUGUGUGCUUAGAGUCGUUGUCCUGUUGGAAGGUGAACCUUCGCCCCAGUCUGAGAUCCUGAGCGCUCUGAAGCAGGUUUUCAUCAAGGUUCUCUCAGUACUUUGCUCCGUUCAUCUUUCCCUCAAUCCUGACUAGUCUCCCAGUAGCUGCCGCUGAAAAACAUCCCCACCGCAUGAUGCUGCCACCACCAUGCUUCACCUUAUGGAUGGUGCCAGGUUUAAUCCAGACGUGACGCUUGGCAUUCAGGCCAAAGAGUUCAAUCUUGGUUUCAUCAGACCAGAGAAUCUUGUUUCUCAUGGUCUGAGAGUCCCUUAGGUGCCUUUUGGCAAACUCCAAGCGUGUCAUGUGGCUUUUACUGAGGAGUGGCUUCCGUCUGGCCACUCUUCCAUAAAGGCCUGAUUGGUGGAGUGCUGCAGAGAUGGUUGUCCUUCUGGAAGAUUCUCCCAUCUCCACAGAGGAACUCUAGAGCUCUGUCAGAGUGACCAUCUGGUUCUUGGUCACCUCCCUGACCAAGGCCCUUCUCCCCCGAUUGCUCAGUUUGGCCGGGUGACUAGCUCUAGGAAGAGUCUUGGUGUUUCCAAACUUAUUCCGUUUAAGAAUGAUUGAGGCCACUGUGUUCUUGGGGAACCUCAAUGCUGCAGACAUUUUUGGUACCCUUCCCCAGAUCUGUGCCCUGACACAAUCCUGUGUCGGAGCUCUACGGACAAUUCCUUCGACCUCAAGGCUUGGUUUUCGCUCUGACAUGCACUGUAAACUGUGGGACCUUAUAUAGACAGGUGUGUGCCUUUCCAAAUCAUGUCCAAUGAAUUUAAUUUACCACAGGUGGACUCCAAUCAAGUUGUAGUAACAUCUCAAGGAUGAUCAAUGGAAACAGGAUACACCUGAGCUCAAUUUUGAGUCUCAUAGCAAAGGGUCUGAAUACUUAUGUAAAUAAGGUAUUUUUAUUUUAUUUUAUAAAUGUGCAAAAAUUUAUAACAACCUCUUUUCGCUUUGUCAUAAUGGGGUAUUGUGUGUAGAUUGCUGAGGAACAUUUUUUUCUUUAAUCCAUUUUAGAAUAAGACUGUAACGUAACAAAGAGGUAAAAGUCAAGGUGUCUGAAUACUUUCCCAAUGCACUGUAUUUGCUGGCAAACAAUGUUAAACAGUUGAAUUGUUAUGAACACACCCGUCAAUCUGUCUCCAACUGUUUGAAAAGCGUGUUAGCCUGUCCACUUUGUUGAGAUGUUGAAAUCAAGUGGCCUACCUUAUUUCUCAGAAUGAGAACGAGUUGCCAAUUCCUAAUAAUUGUUUUAUGCUUAUUGCACAUUUAUAAAACACAGACCGGACAGCUAGUUUAACAGUCUUUGGCUAAAAUGCUGCUAGUGGUACCCCAAUGCUGUGUAUGACAAACUGAGCAUUCAUUUCCCAGAAUCAAUGUUCAUUGAUACUUUCGUUUUGGUAGUGUCUGAUCUGUGCUCAAUUUGAGCAGUUGAGACAUAAAAAGUGUAUCGUUAGAAAUGUUGACUUCUCUAUUACAGUAAAAUAAUGUCUCUGUGUUUUGGUGUCCAUAUCACAGAUUUUCUGUUGGACCAAACCUCAAAUGCAAGUAGCGAGUUGAAACCGCUCGUCGGAGAAGAAGAUGUGAUCUCUCAACUUUGUUGGCGUGAGAGGCAGGGGGAGGGGCUUGGUGUGUGUAAACCAUAGAGGAAGAGGCGAAGCAAGAGGCUUUACUCUCGCUAAAAUCUGUCCAAAAUAAGGCCAAUGUGUUUCUAUGGGCUUAUUUUGGACCUAAGCUUGUCGCCUGCCUUUGGGGCAACGACUCCCAUUGUUAGGGCGGAGACGUGCAUCUCUUCAUUAUAUAGAGAUCUCUGGUGUAAAUGGGGAGGUGCAUCUCUUCAUUAUAUACAGAUCUCUGGUGUAAAUGGGAAGGUGCACAGCACAGAAGGAGCGAAGGAGACGAGACCAAAAAUACAACAUGAGAACAAGCGGACAUAAACGCUCAUAUAAAUAAAUGAUGCCCUAAUCUAUGGAUUUGACAUGACUUGGCAGGGGCACACCCACUGGGGAGCCAGGCCCAGCCAAUCAGACUGAGUUUUUCCCCACAAAAGGACUAUUAAAGACAGAAAUACUGCUCAGUUUCAUCAGCUGUCUGGGUGGCUGGUCUGAGACGAUCCCGUGAAGAAGCCCGAUGUGGAGGUCCUGGGCUGGCGUGGUUACACUUGGUCUGCGGUGGUGAGGCCGGUUGGACGUACUGCCAAAUUCUCUAAAGCGGCUUUGGAGGCAGCUUAUGGUAGAGAAAUUAACAUUCAAUUCUCUGGCAACAGCUCUGGUGGACAUUCCUGCAGUCAGAAUGCCAAUUUCCCGCUCCUUCAAAACUUGAGACAUCUGUGGCAUUGUGUUGUGACACAACUGCACAUUUUAGUGGCCUUUUAUUGUCCCCAGCACAAGGUGCACCUGUAUAAUGAUCAUGCUGUUUAAUCAGCUUCUUGAUAUGCCACACCUGUCAAGUGGAUGGAUUAUCUUGGUAAAGGAGAAAUGCUCACGAACAGGGAUGUCAACAAAUUUGUGCACAAAAUUUGAGAGAAAUAAGCUUUUUGUGCGUAUGGAACAUUUCUGGGAUUUCAGCUCAUGAAACAUGGGACCAACAUUUUACAUGUUGCGUUUAUAUUUUUGUUCAGUUUUUUUUUUGCAUUUCGUGAAUCGCCCAUGAAUUAGAAAAAAUUGAGCUAUGAUUAUUUUGGCCGUGUGGCCCAGCCCUGCAUGGAGGCCGUGUGGCCCAGCCCUGCAUGGAGGCCGUGUGGCCCAGCCCUGCAUGGAGGCCGUGUGGCCCAGCCCUGCAUGGAGGCCGUGUGGCCCAGCCCUGCAUGGAGGCCGUGUGGCCCAGCCCUGCAUGGAGGCCGUGUGGCCCAGCCCUGCAUGGAGGCCGUGUGGCCCAGCCCUGCAUGGAGGCCGUGUGGCCCAGCCCUGCAUGGAGGCCACUACCAACAGUUCUAUUUAGCGUUACACCAGAUUAACAGGUAAUCUGGGUAGAAGCCUCAGUUAGCUACUUCCAAUGCUUGACAAACUCCCUGACUUGUUGUUUUCAGCUUGUUACUCUUGUUUAUUCACACUGUUGUCCUUACUUUUCACUUGAUCUUCCUCAUCCCCAGUGCGUUCUCUCUGGAACAACAGAGCAGCAGGCCUCUGCCCUGCCAUCCAUCCAUGGUGUCUCUGAUUCAGUAUGAGAGCUGAAAUCUGGCACUCCAUCAAAAAGGGCGUCUCUCAUUUGGCUCUUUGUCCAACUCUUCCAGAGAAGCCAUGCAAGGCUGGGGAUAACGUGUCCAUGUUGUGUUAGUAGCAGCACAGUCAGAAUGAUUCUCUGAGUCCAGUGAAAACCAAUAAUCCACUACAGUGGCUGGUUUCUUAGAAAUACUUUGUCUUGCCCUUUCUGAAAUCAUCUCACCCCCCCCCCCUCCUACAGGUGGUCCUGAAGAUGAUCAAGCAUUACCAGGAGGAGGGCCAGGGCAGUGAGGUGGUUCAGGGUGUGCUACUGGGCCUGGUGGUGGAGGACCGGCUAGAGAUCACCAACUGUUUCCCCUUCCCUCAACACACCGAGGACGACGCUGACUUUGAUGAAGGUACGUGGUCUAGAGGACCUUGUGUUUGUGCUUUGAAUUGGUAACCUACUGCUCUUCUUAGAGUGUGUGUUCUGAAUGUUCAAGUGUUUCUCAGUAUGUCUCCUGUCUGUCAGGUCUGUGUGUCAGUCAGUACCUCAUCAGAGAGCAUUCCUCUGACCGGAGCCCCUGCUGCUUCACCUGACUGACAGCGUAGUCUGACUAUAGGAAGGGAGAAGUCUCCAAUCGUGGCUCUCACUAACAAGCUACUGUCCUGAAUUCUGGGAAAUACCAAAGCAUGAAAGGUUGCUGAAGGUCGUUAGUAUCGGGGUAAGGAUGUAUUGUAGGUAGGGAGUCAAUUAAAGGGCUGUCAGUAGUAGUGACUGUAGAACAGUGACCCUGGGAUAUCUGGUAGGGCUGUCUAGGGAGUAAUGGCUGUGUGGUAGUGACUACUAGUGAGUGUAUAGCAGUGAUCCAGAGGUAUCUGGUAGGAUUUGGUCUCUGCCACUCCCCUUAGUUAAUAAGACCCCUAUGGGGUUCCCCUGCAGCAGACCCCGGGAAACCCUGUGUCAGUAUUCUGAUAUCAUCUUAGCUAGAUAUGCUUCCACUAAGACAUACUGGUACACUACAGACCAAAUAGUUUGACACACUAUUAAGGUGUUUUCAUACUUGGUCCUUUCAGACCAGUUUUGUGAGGGCAAUGUGAACACAAAACCCCAGGUUUGCUUGUCGUUAUUCCCACACCACACACUAGACUACUGCCAUAACCCCUCACACUAGACUACUGCCAUAACCCCACACACUAGACUACUGCAACACUGUUUCCUCUGCCAUAACCCCUCACACUAGACUACUGCAACACUGUUUCCUCUGCCAUAUCCCUCACACUAGACUACUGCAACACUGUUUCCCCUGCCAUAACCCCUCACACUAGACUACUGCAACACUGUUUCCUCUGCCAUAACCCCUCACACUAGACUACUGCAACACUGUUUCCCCUGCCAUAACCCCUCACACUAGACUACUGCAACACUGUUUCCUCUGCCAUAACCCCUCACACUAGACUACUGCCAUAACCCCUCACACUAGACUACUGCAACACUGUUUCCUCUGCCAUAACCCCUCACACUAGACUACUGCCAUAACCCCUCACACUAGACUACUGCAACACUGUUUCCUCUGCCAUAACCCCUCACACUAGACUACUGCCAUAACCCCACACACUAGACUACUGCAACACUGUUUCCCCUGCCAUAACCCCACACACUAGACUACUGCAACACUGUUUCCCCUGCCAUAACCCCUCACACUAGACUACUGCAACACUGUUUCCCCUGCCAUAACCCCACACACUAGACUACUGCAACACUGUUUCCUCUGCCAUAACCCCUCACACUAGACUACUGCCAUAACCCCUCACACUAGACUACUGCAACACUGUUUCCCCUGACAUAACCCCACACACUAGACUACUGCAACACUGUUUCCCCUGACAUAACCCCACACACUAGACUACUGCAACACUGUUUCCCCUGACAUAACCCCACACACUAGACUACUGCAACACUGUUUCCCCUGACAUAACCCCACACACUAGACUACUGCAACACUGUUUCCCCUGACAUAACCCCACACACUAGACUACUGCAACACUGUUUCCCCUGACAUAACCCCUCACACUAGACUACUGCAACACUGUUUCCUCUGCCAUAACCCCUCACACUAGACUACUGCAACACUGUUUCCUCUGCCAUAACCCCUCACACUAGACUACUGCAACACUGUUUCCCCUGCCAUAACCCCUCACACUAGACUACUGCCAUAACCCCUCACACUAGACUACUGCAACACUGUUUCCCCUGACAUAACCCCUCACACUAGACUACUGCCAUAACCCCUCACACUAGACUACUGCAACACUGUUUCCCCUGACAUAACCCCUCACAUUAGACUACUGCAACACUGUUUCCCCUGACAUAACCCCACACACUAGACUACUGCAACACUGUUUCCCCUGACAUAACCCCUCACACUAGACUACUGCAACACUGUUUCCCCUGACAUAACCCCUCACACUAGACUACUGCAACACUGUUUCCCCUGCCAUAACCCCUCACACUAGACUACUGCCAUAACCCCUCACACUAGACUACUGCAACACUGUUUCCCCUGACAUAACCCCUCACACUAGACUACUGCAACACUGUUUCCUCUGCCAUAACCCCUCACACUAGACUACUGCCAUAACCCCACACACUAGACUACUGCACACUGUUUCCCCUGCCAUAACCCCACACACUAGACUACUGCACACUGUUUCCCCUGCCAUAACCCCACACACUAGACUACUGCCAUAACCCCUCACACUAGACUACUGCAACACUGUUUCCCCUGCCAUAACCCCUCACACUAGACUACUGCAACACUGUUUCCCCUGCCAUAACCCCUCACACUAGACUACUGCAACACUGUUUCCCCUGACAUAACCCCUCACACUAGACUACUGCAACACUGUUUCCCCUGACAUAACCCCUCACACUAGACUACUGCCAUAACCCCUCACACUAGACUACUGCAACACUGUUUCCCCUGACAUAACCCCACACACUAGACUACUGCAACACUGUUUCCCCUGACAUAACCCCUCACACUAGACUACUGCAACACUGUUUCCUCUGCCAUAACCCCUCACACUAGACUACUGCCAUAACCCCUCACACUAGACUACUGCAACACUGUUUCCCCUGACAUAACCCCUCACACUAGACUACUGCAACACUGUUUCCUCUGCCAUAACCCCUCACACUAGACUACUGCCAUAACCCCUCACACUAGACUACUGCAACACUGUUUCCCCUGCCAUAACCCCUCACACUAGACUACUGCAACACUGUUUCCCCUGCCAUAACCCCACACACUAGACUACUGCAACACUGUUUCCCCUGACAUAACCCCUCACACUAGACUACUGCAACACUGUUUCCCCUGACAUAACCCCUCACACUAGACUACUGCAACACUGUUUCCUCUGCCAUAACCCCUCACACUAGACUACUGCCAUAACCCCUCACACUAGACUACUGCAACACUGUUUCCCCUGACAUAACCCCUCACACUAGACUACUGCAACACUGUUUCCCCUGCCAUAACCCCUCACACUAGACUACUGCCACACUGUUUCCCCUGCCAUAACCCCUCACACUAGACCACUGCAACACUGUUUCCCCUGCCAUAACCCCUCACACUAGACUACUGCAACACUGUUUCCCCUGACAUAACCCCACACACUAGACUACUGCCAUAACCCCUCACACUAGACUACUGCCAUAACCCCUCACACUAGACUACUGCAACACUGUUUCCCCUGCCAUAACCCCUCACACUAGACUACUGCAACACUGUUUCCCCUGACAUAACCCCUCACACUAGACUACUGCAACACUGUUUCCCCUGACAUAACCCCACACACUAGACUACUGCAACACUGUUUCCCCUGACAUAACCCCUCACACUAGACUACUGCAACACUGUUUCCCCUGCCAUAACCCCUCACACUAGACCACUGCAACACUGUUUCCCCUGCCAUAACCCCUCACACUAGACCACUGCAACACUGUUUCCCCUGCCAUAACCCCUCACACUAGACUACUGCAACACUGUUUCCUCUGCCAUAACCUCUCACACUAGACUACUGCCAUAACCCCUCACACUAGACUACUGCAACACUGUUUCCCCUGACACAACCCCUCACACUAGACUACUGCCAUAACCCCACACACUAGACUACUGCAACACUGUUUCCUCUGCCAUAACCCCUCACACUAGACUACUGCCAUAACCCCUCACACUAGACUACUGCAACACUGUUUCCCCUGACAUAACCCCACACACUAGACUACUGCAACACUGUUUCCCCUGACAUAACCCCUCACACUAGACUACUGCAACACUGUUUCCUCUGCCAUAACCCCUCACGCUAGACUACUGCCAUAACCCCUCACACUAGACUACUGCAACACUGUUUCCCCUGACAUAACCCCUCACACUAGACUACUGCAACACUGUUUCCCCUGACAUAACCCCUCACAUUAGACUACUGCAACACUGUUUCCUCUGCCAUAACCCCUCACACUAGACUACUGCAACACUGUUUCCUCUGCCAUAACCCCUCACACUAGACUACUGCAACACUGUUUCCCCUGACAUAACCCCUCACACUAGACUACUGCAACACUGUUUCCUCUGCCAUAACCCCUCACACUAGACUACUGCAACACUGUUUCCCCUGCCAUAACCCCUCACACUAGACUACUGCAACACUGUUUCCCCUGACAUAACCCCUCACACUAGACUACUGCAACACUGUUUCCCCUGCCAUAACCCCUCACAUUAGACUACUGCCACACUGUUUCCCCUGCCAUAACCCCUCACAUUAGACUACUGCAACACUGUUUCCCCUGACAUAACCCCUCACAUUAGACUACUGCAACACUGUUUCCCCUGACAUAACCCCUCACAUUAGACUACUGCAACACUGUUUCCUCUGCCAUAACCCCUCACACUAGACUACUGCCAUAACCCCUCACACUAGACUACUGCAACACUGUUUCCCCUGCCAUAACCCCUCACAUUAGACUACUGCAACACUGUUUCCCCUGACAUAACCCCUCACAUUAGACUACUGCAACACUGUUUCCCCUGACAUAACCCCUCACACUAGACUACUGCAACACUGUUUCCUCUGCCAUAACCCCUCACACUAGACUACUGCAACACCGUUUCCCCUGCCAUAAACCCUCACACUAGACUACUGCAACACUGUUUCCCCUGCCAUAACCCCUUACACUAGACUACUGCAACACUGUUUCCCCUGACAUAACCCCUCACACUAGACUACUGCAACACUGUUUCCUCUGCCAUAACCCCUCACACUAGACUACUGCCAUAACCCCUCACACUAGACUACUGCAACACUGUUUCCCCUGCCAUAACCCCUCACACUAGACUACUGCCACACUGUUUCCCCUGCCAUAACCCCUCACACUAGACUACUGCAACACUGUUUCCCCUGCCAUAACCCCUCACACUAGACUACUGCAACACUGUUUCCCCUGCCAUAACCCCUCACACUAGACUACUGCAACACUGUUUCCCCUGACAUAACCCCUCACACUAGACUACUGCAACACUGUUUCCUCUGCCAUAACCCCUCACACUAGACUACUGCCAUAACCCCUCACACUAGACUACUGCCACACUGUUUCCCCUGCCAUAACCCCUCACACUAGACUACUGCAACACUGUUUCCCCUGCCAUAACCCCUCACACUAGACUACUGCCACACUGUUUCCCCUGCCAUAACCCCUCACAUUAGACUACUGCAACACUGUUUCCCCUGACAUAACCCCACACACUAGACUACUGCAACACUGUUUCCCCUGACAUAACCCCUCACACUAGACUACUGCAACACUGUUUCCUCUGCCAUAACCCCUCACACUAGACUACUGCAACACUGUUUCCCCUGACAUAACCCCUCACAUUAGACUACUGCAACACUGUUUCCCCUGACAUAACCCCUCACAUUAGACUACUGCAACACUGUUUCCCCUGCCAUAACCCCUCACAUUAGACUACUGCAACACUGUUUCCCCUGACAUAAAGCCUCACAUUGGUGCCACAAUAGAGAGAAGAUGAUGAUGUUUAGGUUCUUGGGAAAAAACGUGGUAUUUUUGGAUAUUGAUUAGCGAUUGUCAAGGAUGCACAUAAAUGCCAUAAUAUGUGUGGAGUUUUGUACUGACAUGAUGUUCAGAUUAUUUGUUUGCAAUAUGUGAUCUAUAGGCUAAGAGUUUAAUAAGCUGUUUAUUUGAUUGUGGGGUUUGAAUAGUGUAAGAAGACAACAUAUUUGGUGUGAAUCACAACAUAGGGUACAAAAUCGAGGUCCUUGCUAUCCGGAAUCCUUGGGAUGUCCCAACUCUGACAUUACCCCAUUUGAAGUUGACCUUUAUAUGGGUUAAGGUUAGGAUUUAGGGUAGAGACGUACCAAGGAUCCCGGUUAGCACUAACCACAAUCAAGGAUAGCUCUUACAGCAUUACUGUCCCCUGCGAUGAAAUCGGGGAGGGGGACUAUGGAUCGGUCUCCAAUUUUGACGCAACUUGGGUGAAUGAUGCGUCUUGCCAUAGAGAUCUGGCAUUUACUAAAUGAAACUGAUUUGCCCAAGGGCGGCACGUUAGUAAUGAACUGAAAUGUGUGAGUCACACCAGAGAGGAAGAGGCACAGCGGGAGGGAUAACUGGGAGAUGGCUAGAAAGGUUCUAGCUUUUGUCAAAUUAAUGUGAGAAGUUGAUGGUUUUUGCGUUUAAGCUAACCCUAACCCUUUUCCUAACCUUAACCUAAUUAUCCUAACAUGCCACGUUAAUUCUAACCUGCUGCGUAAAUUCAUCUAACCUGCUACGAAAUGUCAAAUCUGAUGUUAAUUUGACAAAAGCUGGAUCCCUUCUAGCCAUGACCGGAUAUCUGGCCCCAAAAUCUGUCUUCUCCAGCAGGUGGCGUUUUUUCUUUGGUAUAUGUGACCGACUGGCUCGAUUCGGUCUUAUGUAGCAAAAUUUGAAAUUGUGUUUUUUACAUUGGAUAUAAGUGAAUGAUAUAUCAUACACUACAGUUGAGGAACAAUGGGAAAGUAAUUCUGCUUUGAAAGUUGAUAAACUUGUAACCUCACUUUUGAGAAAAUGGCCCUUGAAUGUUUUGGUACAUACUGGAGAGCUCUUCUUUGUCUACACCCAUUCAGCAUCGUUCACACCCUCUUAAGCUUUAGCCCCACCCAUCUCUUUAAGGAUUCACAUGUGAGGCUAUGUACUAAACAACCAAAGAUUUCGAGGCUGAAGGCUGGUUUAUACUACGGGUGCGGUCGUAAAUUCACUCUGGCUAUCUACUCCGAUUUCAGAGCACUCUCAUCUGAGUGUGCCAGAGCGCAGAAUAACUGACGAAUUUAUGAGGAAAUUAUAGUCCUAAAUAAGCUUUCCAGUUUCCCUGACGAGAGGUACUGGGUCCUGGCAAAUAGGUUCCGGAACGAAAGUCCAAAACUGAGAGAUGCCGGAUCCUGUUCCGGCAGGCUCUGGCUCAAAUGAAGCACUGGAUCUAGCUAAUGAUUAGCUCAUUAGCUCACAAUGCAGAGGAGAAACCCCACGCUUCAGCCAUGGAGCCACCAUGCUGCAUCAGACAGGUGACCGUGCAUCAGCCAUGUAGCCACCAUGCUGCAUCAGACAGGUGACCGUGCUUCAGCCAUGUAGCCACCAUGCUGCAUCAGACAGGUGAUCAUGCUUCAGCCAUGGCAGGUGAUCGUGCUUCAUUGAUGUAGCCACCAUGCUGCAUCCUACAGGUGACCAUGCUUCAGCCAUGGAGCCACCAUGCUGCAUCAGACAGGUGACCAUCCUUCAGCCAUGUAGCCACCAUGCUUCAGCCAUGUAGCCACCAUGCUUCAGCCAUGUAGCCACCAUGCUUCAGCCAUGGAGCCACCAUGCUGCAUCAGACAGGUGACCAUGCUUCAGCCAUGGAGCCACCAUGCUUCAGCCAUGGAGCCUCCAUGCUGCAUCAGACAGGUGACCAUGCUUCAGCCAUGGAGCCACCAUGCUUCAGCCAUGGAGCCUCCAUGCUGCAUCAGACAGGUGACCAUGCUUCAGCCAUGGAGCCACCAUGCUUCAGCCAUGGAGCCACCAUGCUGCAUCAGACAGGUGACAAUGCUUCAGCUAUGGAGCCACCAUGCUUCAUCCAUGUAGCUACUAUGCAGCAUCAGACCGGUGAUCAAGCUCAUCUCUCUCCAUCUCUCCCUCCCUCCCCUCUCUCUCUCCACCUCUCCUUCCCUCCCCUCUCUCUCCACCUCCCCUUCUCACCCACACCCUCUCUCCUCUCCUCCUUUAGUCCAGUACCAGAUGGAGAUGAUGCGUUCUCUACGUCAUGUGAACAUUGACCAUCUUCAUGUGGGCUGGUACCAGUCAACCUAUUAUGGAUCAUUUGUCAGCCGGGCCCUGCUAGACUCUCAGUUCAGCUACCAGCACGCCAUCGAGGAGUCUGUUGUGCUCAUUUACGGUAAGUAAUCCAUCUGUCACACACACACACACACCUCUGACACACACACACCUCUGACACACACACACACACCCACCUCUGACACACACACACACACCUCUGACACACACACCUCUGACACACACACACACACACACACACACACACACAGUCCUGACACACACAGCUGACAUAUCCAACCUGACACACGCGCACACACACACACACAGAGAGACGCACACACACAGUCCUGACACACAUAGCUGACAUAUCCACCCUGACCCACACAAUACUCCUGUCUCUGCUGUUAAGAUGCAGCAAGGUGUUAGUGAUACUGCUGUUAAGAUGCAGAAAGGUGUUAGUGAUACUGCUGUUAAGGUGCAGCAAGGUGUUAGUGAUUCUGCUGUCUCUGCUGUUAAGAUGCAGCAAGGUGUUAGUGAUUCUGCUGUUAAGGUGCAGCAAGGUGUUAGUGAUUCUGCUGUUAAGGUGCAGCAAGGUGUUAGUGAUUCUGCUGUUAAGAUGCAGCAAGGUGUUAGUGCUGAAAGGUGAAUUCAUCUCCCAGUGUCUGUUGGAAAGCAGACUGAGACAAGUUUUCCUCUAUAUUUGAGAUUUUUCAAAGUAGCCUUGAUGACAGCUUUGCACACUCUUGGCAUUGUCUCAACCAGUUUCAUGAGGUAGUCACCUGGAAUGCAUUUCAAUUAACAGGUGUGCCUUGUUCAAAGUUAAUUUGUGGAAUUUCUUUCCGUCUUAAUGCGUUUGAACCAAUCAGUUGUAUUGUGACAAGGUAGGGGGGUAUACAGAAGAUAUCCCUAUUUGGUAAAAGACCAAGUCCAUAUUAUGGCAAGAACAGCUCAAAUAAGCAAAGAGAAACGACAGUCCAUCAUUACUUUAAGACAAGAAGGUCAGUCAAUCCGGAAAAUUUCAAGAAAUUUGAAAGUUUCUUCAAGUGCAGUCGCAAAAAUGAUCAAGCGCUAUGAUGAAACUGUCUCUCAUGAGGACCGCUACAGGAAAGGAAGCCCCAGAGUUACCUCUGCUACAGAGGAUAAGUUAAUUAGAGUUAACUGCACAUCAGAUUGCAGCCCAAAUAAAUGCUUCACAGAGUUCAAGUAACAGACAUCCAUGCAAAAUGUGUAGAAAAAAUCAUUCCACUUUGACAUUAUGGGGGUAUUGUGUGUAGGCCAUUGACAAAACAUCAAGCUGUAACACAACAACAUGUGGAAAAAGUAAAGGAUUGUGAAGGCACUGUACAUAAAUUAGGUUUGUUGAUUGAUCACAUGACCCAGGCCAUGUACUCUGCCCCUCUGUCAGGAGCUGUGAUUCAGGAAGUCUUCAUGAUGGUCUAAAUACGAUAGACUUGAACAUUACAUCCUCAUGAUAUUGCUCUGACAGGUCUUCCUCCAUUAGUUCCCUGUCCUCAGACAUCUUCAGGGAUGACCGUGGUUCUGUCCCAAAUGGUAACCUAUUCCUUAUAUAGUGCACUACGUUUGACCAGAGCUCUAUGGGGAAAUGUUCCUCAGUUUAACAGUUGAACACUUUUAACAUGACAGGAGAGACUAAUGUUCCCUGACUUUGUGUCAGGAAGGCCAGCAGUUCUUAACUCACUCGGUCUUCUGCAUGUUUAAUGAGGGACCACUGUUAAUCAAUAAUGAAGUAUAUACCGAGCAUUCGUUCCAAAUGGCACCCUAUUCCCUAUAUAGGGCUCUCUGGUCAAAAGUAGUGCGCUAUAUAGGGAACAGGGUGCCAUUUGGGACGCAGACAGCUCUAAAUGGAUCAAAGCACCUCAGGGGAAUCUCCAUUAUCACAGUUAGAGAGGGAGUAGUGAGGGAAAAAGGCUUUUUAAACGCCUGGUUCAUUAACAUGUAUGACUCAAACUGGUUCAUUAACAUGUAUGACUCAAACUGGUUCAUUGACAUGUAUGAAUCAAAGUCAACAAGAUUUCUGUUUACUUGUCAGUAGUGUUGCACGGUAUACCGAAACUUCUGUCCUUUUUCAAUACUAGAACAUGAAAAACGGUUCGGUACUAUAAUUUGUGUUACUUUCGGUGUCUUAUGUCCUAUAAGGAUUGAGAGGAUGGAGUCUGUCUAGUAGUUUGUAUGCAUCUUCAAAGCGGCAGUAGUGAGCUCGCCAGGCUACUUGGCCUUGCUCAUGUAGCUGAGACAGCACAAGAAGAGAGAAUUCUUGCAGCAUGGCUUCUUCAAACGGAAACAUCAUACCUCCAGUUGACAUAACUGGUUCCAGAUGCGAACUAUGGGAAUACUUUGUUUACAGAGCAGAUGAGGGCCAGCCCACCGAAACAACUAAGCAAAAUGUGUUACAAAGUCAGUAGCAAUAGCCACUAGCCAGCCAGCAGCCCUGGGCGGAACGUUGCAUCCUAUACGUUGUGUUUCUCUCCCCUCUCUAGAUCCUAUACGUUGUUUCUCUCUAGAUCCUAUAUGUUGUUUCUCUCCUCUCUAGAUCCUAUACGUUGUUUCUCUCCUCUCUAGAUCAUGUACAUUGUGUUUCUCUCCUCUCUAAAUCCUGUACGUUGUGUUUCUCUCCUCUCUCUAGAUCCUGUACGUUGUGUUUCUCUCCUCUCUCUAGAUCCUGUACGUUGUGUUUCUCUCCUCUCUCUAGAUCCUGUACGUUGUGUUUCUCUCCUCUCUAGAUCCUAUACGUUGUGUCUCUCCUCUCUCUAGAUCCUAUACGUUGUGUUUCUCUCCUCUCUCUAGAUCCUGUACGUUGUGUUUCUCUCCUCUCUAGAUCCUAUACGUUGUUUCUCUCCUCUCUAGAUCCUAUACGUUGUGUUUCUCUCCUCUCUCUAGAUCCUGUACGUUGUGUUUCUCUCCUCCUCUCUAGAUCCUCUGUAGCUCAGCUGGUAGAGCACGGCGCUUGUAACGCCUAGGUAGUGGGUUCGAUCCCCGGGACCACCCAUACACAAAAACAUUUAUGCACGCAUGACUGUAAGUCGCUUUGGAUAAAAGCGUCUGCUAAAUGGCAUAUUAUUAUUAUUAUUAUUAUUAUUAUUAUCCUAUACGUUGUUUCUCUCUAGAUCCUAUAGUUGUGUUUCUCUCCUCUCUAGAUCCUGUACGUUGUGUUUCUCUCCUCUCUAGAUCCUGUACGUUGUGUUUCUCUCCUCUCUAGAUCCUAUAGUUGUGUUUCUCUCCUCUCUAGAUCCUGUACGUUGUGUUUCUCUCCUCUCUAGAUCCUGUACGUUGUGUUUCUCUCCUCUCUAGAUCCUAUAGUUGUGUUUCUCUCCUCUCUAGAUCCUGUACGUUGUGUUUCUCUCCUCUCUAGAUCCUAUACGUUGUGUUUCUCUCCUCUCUAGAUCCUAUACGUUGUGUCUCUCCUCUCUCUAGAUCCUAUACGUUGUCUCUCCUCUCUCUAGAUCCUAUACGUUGUCUCUCCUCUCUCUAGAUCCUAUACGUUGUGUGUCUCUCCUCUCUCUAGAUCCUAUACGUUGUGUUUCUCUCCUCUCUCUAGAUCCUAUACGUUGUGUUUCUCUCCUCUCUCUAGAUCCUAUACGUUGUGUUUCUCUCCUCUCUAGAUCCUAUACGUUGUGUUUCUCUCCUCUCUAGAUCCUAUACGUUGUGUUUCUCUCCUCUCUAGAUCCUAUACGUUGUGUUUCUCUCCUCUCUAGAUCCUAUACGUUGUGUUUCUCUCCUCUCUAGAUCCUAUACGUUGUGUUUCUCUCCUCUCUAGAUCCUAUACGUUGUGUUUCUCUCCUCUCUAGAUCCUAUACGUUGUGUUUCUCUCCUCUCUCUAGAUCCUAUACGUUGUGUUUCUCUCUCCUCUCUCUAGAUCCUGUACGUUGUGUUCUCUCUCCUCUCUCUAGAUCCUGUACGUUGUGUUUCUCUCUCCUCUCUCUAGAUCCUGUACGUUGUGUUUCUCUCUCCUCUCUCUAGAUCCUGUACGUUGUUUCUCUCCUCUCUAGAUCCUAUACGUUGUGUUUCUCUCCCCCUCUCUAGAUCCUAUAGUUGUGUUUCUCUCCUCUCUAGAUCCUAUAGUUGUGUUUCUCUCCUCUCUAGAUCCUAUACGUUGUUUCUCUCUAGAUCCUAUACAUUGUGUUUCUCUCCUCUCUAGAUCCUAUACGUUGUGUUUCUCUCCUCUCUAGAUCCUAUACGUUGUGUCUCUCCUCUCUCUAGAUCCUAUACGUUGUGUUUCUCUCCUCUCUCUAGAUCCUAUACGUUGUUUCUUUCCUCUCUCUAGAUCCUAUACGUUGUGUUUCUCUCCUCUCUAGAUCCUGUACGUUGUGUUUCUCUCCUCUCUAGAUCCUAUACAUUGUGUUUCUCUCCUCUCUAGAUCCUGUACGUUGUGUUUCUCUCCUCUCUAGAUCCUAUACGUUGUGUUUCUCUCCUCUCUAGAUCCUAUACCUUGUGUUUCUCUCCUCUCUAGAUCCUGUAAGUUGUGUUUCUCUCCUCUCUAGAUCCUAUACGUUGUGUUUCUCUCCUCUCUAGAUCCUAUACGUUGUGUUUCUAUCCUCUCUAGAUCCUGUACGUUGUGUUUCUCUCCUCUCUAGAUCCUAUACGUUGUGUUUCUCUCCUCUCUAGAUCCUAUACGUUGUGUUUCUCUCCUCUCUAGAUCCUGUACGUUGUGUUUCUCUCCUCUCUAGAUCCUAUACGUUGUGUUUCUCUCCUCUCUAGAUCCUAUACGUUGUGUUUCUCUCCUCUCUAGAUCCUGUACGUUGUGUUUCUCUCCUCUCUAGAUCCUGUACGUUGUGUUUCUCUCCUCUCUAGAUCCUAUACGUUGUGUUUCUCUCCUCUCUAGAUCCUAUACGUUGUUUUUCUCUCCUCUCUCUAGAUCCUAUACAUUGUGUAUGUGUUAAGUCUUAUUGUGUGGUGUUCCGAAUUGAUAGAAUGUUAAAGACCUUUUGUUUUAAUCUUAACAUCUCUUUCUCGCUUCUCUCUCUCUUCUCUCUCUCUCUCUCUUCUCUUCUCUGUCUCUCUCUAUCCCCCCCACUAGAUCCCAUUAAGACAGCCCAGGGCUCCCUGUCCCUGAAGGCUUACAGGUUAACACCCAAACUGAUGGAGAUCUGCAAGGAGAAGGACUUCUCAGCUGAGGGGUGAGCCCAGGCACCACAGACCGAGAGAGAGAGAGAGAGAGAGAGACACACACACACACACACACACACACACACACACACACACACACACACACACACACGGUAGGAGGAUUCACAGUGGCACACACAUGCACCAACACACACGGAGACAGACACACACACACACACCUGGAGAAGCGACUGAGACACACACACACAGGCACCAGGCUCCACUUCAGAAGCUGGAUGAGAAUUGCCAAAAGCCAUCAAUACCACACACCACACAGACACACACACAUACCACAUAGACACACACAGAGGCACAAAAACCAACUGCACCUUUUCCGAUAAGAAUUCAGCAUCAAUGCUGUGCUUUUGAAACUCCCUUCAAAAGAUUCAAAUGCAUGAUGUUAUUUUCCCCAUGGGCAAGGAGAGCCUCAUCAGAAGCUGUUAGUGAUGUGAUAGUGGUUUAUUACUAGUGUGUGUUGGGGCUGCCAAACAACUAUACUGCAGUGUUUAUCCACUGCCUGGCUGGCUUUGACCCUCAGGCUGCUGGCCAUUGAUUUUAAAUUGCAUCUGAAUAAUGCGUAAUGAGAGCCAUUUGAAAAAGAUCUGAGUUCCCACAAUCUGAGUUUAUAAAAAGGAAUCACAGCAGACUGGUAUUAAAUUGACCAGAAAAGAACGGCUUUAGGAUUUUAAAAUAAAAUAAACUCAGCCAAAAAAUAAACAACCCUGUCUUUCAAAGAUAAUUACACACACACACACACACACACACACACACACACACACACACACACACACACACACACACACACACACUCUUACCUAAACACCCACCCCUACCUACCUACCUACCUACCUCAUCAGUGUCUCUCAAUACGCUACUGAUUGAAAGGCCAGGAGGACAAUAUCACCCCUAUUGAAGACUCAUUUCACCACCAUUAUUAUGGGGAGAAUCUGAAUGAUAUAUUAUUUCAAAGAAGUGCUUCAUUUUCCAUGAUGGUGUCUUUCAUGUGGCGGUAUUUUAUGUUUUAUAAGCUGGUGUUUUGUGAUCUUUAAAUGAAAGUCAGGAAGAGAGACUGGCACUACUUCCUGUUGAAUUGUCUCUACCUUCAGUUUACCACGACUGCUGGCAACAGGAUCCAGCUUUAUAAACGCACAUGGCAAAUUUAGUACAUUAAACUAAUUUAUUUCAGAGCUGGCAAUCAAAUCGAAUUGAAUUGAACUUAAUUGAAUGUAAUUGACUUUUGAAUUGAACUGAACUGAUUAUUUUCUCUCCCCAGAUUGAAGAAGGCCAUGAUUGGUUUUGAGCACAUGUUUGAGGAGGUUCCCAUUGUGAUCAAGAACUCCCAUCUGAUCAACGUUCUGAUGUGGGAGCUAGAGGAGAAGUCAACUGUGGCCGACAAACACGAGCUGCUCAACCUCUCCAGCAGGUACGUGACUUGGUGCUGGAGCCGUCUAUCCUAGUGCCCUAGAAGGUAGGGGGUAGGAGCUAGGGGUUGAUGUGGGAGCUAGAGAAGUCUACUGUACUUGACAAACACGAGCUGCUCAACCUCUCCAGCCGGUCAGUACAGAGCUGUCUGAACAUUGUGUUCGUCAUACUUUUAUUGUCCAGCAGGUCAGUGGUGGCACUGUCGAUUUGCUUGUUUUCUAGUUCUAGGAAAUAUGUAGGGGUUAGUGUCUAGGGGUUAAUUAUGAAGUCUACGUGAACGUUGUUUCUGUCAGUGUCUUAUUGUCCAGCAGGUAAAGGCGUGGUGCUGUGCUCUGGCUGUCUCAUACUGUCUAUUAUCUAACCAACCAUGUCCAUCUUAGUCCACUUCUGAAUCCCAAAUUGACCCAAAGUCCCUACACUCGACCCCCCUACACUCAAGUCUUUUCCACAAGCACAUGGAGUAGCCAGCCAAAUAUAAAAAAUAGCCAGCCAGGCUUUUUACCGAACAACCUCUAUUUUGGUGGCCUCUGGUACAUUCUAAUGCCUUGAUUCCAUCUGAAAUACACAGCUAAAUUAUUGAAUACUUUUGAGUUUACCUCCCGGAUUGGAAAAAAUAGUUGUGGUAUUGUGUCUACAAUUAAAAUGACUGAAAAUGUAUGAAUUCGGUGUAUUGUUAGUAGUUUUGGAUAUCGCGUAGGACUAUUUGUUCAGGACUAUUUUCAAAGUAAGAACAUUAAAAAAAGGUUGAACAUUUAACCGUGUCUUCUCAAGGUUAAUUACUUUACUGCAAGAUAUGAAUUGCCACAAUUGUUUGUUCUUCAAAUAUGUAUUUUAUAAAAACAGAAACAUUUUCUUAAAGGUAACAUUUUAAAUCAAACACAUUUUUUAAAUGACUAAAUGGGUCUCUAAAAUACACAGAACAGAUGCUGAAGUAUGUUCUGGGUCCAUACUGUGGCUUGCCAAAGUAUUCACCCCCCUUGGCAUUUUUCCUAUUUUGUUGCCUUACAACCUGGAAUUAAAAUGGAUUUUUGUGGGGGUUUGUAUCAUUUGAUUUACACAACAUGCCUACCACUUUGAAGAUGCCAAAUAUUUUUUCUUGUGAAACAAACAAGAAAUGAGACAAAAAAACAGAACUUGAGCGUGCAUAACUGUUCACCCCCCCAAAGUCAAUACUUUGUAGAGCCACCUUUUGCAGCAAUUACAGCUGCAAGGCUCUUGGGGUAUGUCUCUAUAAGCUUGGCACAUCUAGCCACUGGGAUUUUUACCCUUUCUUCAAGGCAAAGCUGCUCCAACUCCUUUAAGUUGGAUGGGUUCCGCUGGUGUACAGCCAUCUUUAAGUCAUACAAUUUUUUUUUAUUAAAAAUACCACAGAUUCUCAAUUGCAUUGAGGUCUGGGCUUUAACUAGGCCAUUCCAAGACAUUUAAAUGUUUCCCCUUAAACCACUCAAGUGUUGCUUUAGCAGUAUGCUUAGGGUCAUUGUCCUGCUGGAAGGUGAAGCUCCGUCCCAGUCUCAAAUCUCUGGAAGACUGAAACAGGUUUCCCUCAAGAAUUUCCCUGUAUUUAGCGCCAUCCAUCAUUCCUUCAAUUCUGACCAGUUUCCCAGUCCCUGCCGAUGAAAAACAUCCCCACAGCAUGAUGCUGCCACCACCAUGCUUCACUGUGGGGAUGGGGUUCUCAGGGUGAUGAGAGGUGUUGGGUUUGCGCCAGACAUAGCGUUUUCCUUGAUGGCCAAAAAGCUCAAGUUUAGUCUCAUCUGACCAGAGUACCUUCUUCCAUAUGUUUGGGGAGUCUCCCACAUGCCUUUUGGUGAACACCAAACGUGUUUGCUUAUUUUUUUCUUUAAGCAAUGGCUUUUUUCUGGCCACUCUUCCGUAAAGCCUAUCUCUGUGGAGUGUACGGCUUAAAGUGGUCCUAUGGAUAGAUACUCCAAUCUCCGCUGUGGAGCUUUGCAGCUCCUUCAGGGUUAUCUUUGGUCUCUUUGUUGCCUCUGAUUAAUGCCCUCCUUGCCUGGUCUGUGAGUUUUGGUGGGCGGCCCUCUCUUGGCAGGUUUGUUGUGGUGCCAUAUUCUUUCAAUUUUUUAAUAAUGGAUUUAAUGGUGCUCCGUGGGAUGUUCAAAGUUUCAGAUAUUUUUUUAUAACCCAACCCUGAUCUGUACUUCUCCACAACUUUGUCCCUGACCUAUUUGGAGAGCUCCUUGGUCUUCAUGGUGCCGCUUGCUUGGUGGUGCCCCUUGCUUAGUGGUGUUGCAGACUCUGGGGCAUUUCAGAACAGGUGUGUAUAUAUACUGAGAUCAUGUGACAGAUCAUGUGACACUUAGAUAGCACGCAGGUGGACUUUAUUUAACUAAUUAUGUGACUUCUGAAGGUAAUUGGUUGCACCAGAUCUUAUUUAGGGGCUUCAUAGCAAAGGGGGUGAAUACAUAUGCACACACCACUUUUCCGUUAUUUAUUUUUUAGAAUUUUUUGAAACAAGUUAUUUUUUUCAUUUCACUUCACAAAUUUGGACUAUUUUGUGUAUGUCCAUUACAUGAAAUCCAAAUAAAAAUCCAUUUAAAUUACAGGUUGUAAUGCAACAAAAUAGGAAAAAUGCCAAGGAGGAUGAAUACUUUUGCAAGGCACUGUAUGUGUUAAGAGAAGUUAAAUUACUGAAAGAAUUUCAACACGUGUUUGCAACUCUUUGAAUUGCAGUAUGUCAUUUAUUUAAAAAAAAUACUUGUUUAGCAACUGACCCACAGAUUUAUUCUUAAAGAAUCAUGUAAGAGUCUGCUGACUUCCACAGGCUUCAAACUAACUUUUAAGAGGCAUUUUCUCAGCUAUCUGUAAUACAAGUAUGAUUGAAGAAUAAAACAGAUGUUAACAUGGGCUUUGCUACACAGAAAGCAGCAGUUGACUGUUCCAUUGUCAAAAGUUAGAUUAAAAUAUUGUAAAAGCUAAUGAUACUUAUAUGGUAUUUUCAAAGAUAUUGAUAUAGGCCUAUUGAUUUAAUCAGUUUUAUUUUAUCAUAUUUUGGACCAGAGCGAAGCUCUCUUCACUAGGCCUACGUAUUGUUCCUGCAGUGAGGAGGAUUCACCAUCUUUAUCGAAUGUUUUCAUAAUUUAUCUGCAGAUAAUCGCCAAAAAGCCUACCAGUAUGAAAAUUAGGGAGCCAAAUGAACGUCUCUCUCACCGAUGCAAUUCGGUUACUGACCAGUCACUCACUUUAAGUCCUGACGGACUUCAUAUGGAAAAUACAAACAAGAUCUUUAGUUGACUGUCUCGUUGCGAUAUCAUGAACAUAUAUAUACUGUAACUACGUUGUAUGAUUUAUGGAUGGCAAGAAUAUAUGAGAUCGACUUUAUUCAGUCAGUUUGACACCUUUUAAUAAACUAGUCAAGCUUGCUGUUCAUCAAUCAAAGCACAGUAAACAGCAUAACGCCAACGCUUCAUAACGCCAACGCUUUCGCGGCUGCAUAUGAAACACGUGGAAGAAAAUAAAUGAAUGAUCCAGAAAAACAAUAAGAGGAUUUAGACUAAUCGUCACCACAUUAUAUGAGACGUGCAAAUUCACUGAGACGAUGGAGCGUCAUGCUUUCUCCCUCAGUGUGAAGAAAUCUGACCAACCACAGAGCACCCAGGUACUGAGAGGCGGGACAGACGGCAGACUGUCAUCGCUCACUUUGUGGCUGACAGGCGCCUGUCCUGUCAAUAGAUCGCUAGAAGAUGCAAAUCGUUCAUUCUAGCGGGAGAGGGCUCUGCAGACUUUUUUCUGGCUAGCGAAUUGAAAAGUUGGCUAGUUAAUUUAAGUGGAAAAAGUAGCUAAUGGAAAACACUGGCACUACCUCCUGAUCACUACCCCCUGAUCACUUUGUAGAUAAACUACCAACCAUGUUUGUUUUAGUCCACUUAGUGAACCCCUAAUGGACCACUUCCCUGCCCCCUACUCCUAGGCACUUCUGUGUUUAAAAAAAGCUAUUUUCCCUCACUACUCCCUCUCUAACUGAUAAUGGAGAUUCCCCUGAGGUGCUUUGAUCCAUUUAGACCUCUCUGCGUCCCAAAUGGCACCCUGUUCCCUAUAUAGCGCACUACUUUUGACCAGAGAGCCCUAUAUAGGGAACAGGGUGCCAUUUGGAACAAAUACUCGGUAUAUAUUUCAUUAUUGAUUGACAGUGGUCCCUCAUUAAACAUGCAGAAGACCGAGUGCGUUAUGAACAAUGGUCUCCCCCUGUCGUGUUCAUGUUAAAGUGUUCAACUGGGGAACAUGACAAGGGCUGUAUCACAAAUUACAACCUAUUCCCCAUAGGGCUCUGGUCAAAAAGUAGUGCACUAUAUAGGGGAUAGGGUACCAUUUGGGACAGAACCACUAAUCUCAUGUGUUGUCUAUCUCCCCUCAGUAACCACCUGGAGAAUGUAAUCUCAUGUGUUGUCCUUCUCCCCUCAGUUAUCGCCUGGAGAAUGUAAUCUCAUGUGUUGUCCAUCUCCCCUCAGUAACCACCUGGAGAAUGUAAUCUCAUGUGUUGUCCUUCUCCCCUCAGUAUAUGCGUCCCAAAUGGCACCCUGUUCCCUAUAUAGCGCACUACUUUUGACCAGAGAGCCCUAUAUAGGGAACAGGGUGCCAUUUGGAACAAAUACUCGGUAUAUAUUUCAUUAUUGAUUGACAGUGGUCCCUCAUUAAACAUGCAGAAGACCGAGUGCGUUAUGAACAAUGGUCUCCCCCUGUCGUGUUCAUGUUAAAGUGUUCAACUGGGGAACAUGACAAGGGCUGUAUCACAAAUUACAACCUAUUCCCCAUAGGGCUCUGGUCAAAAAGUAGUGCACUAUAUAGGGGAUAGGGUACCAUUUGGGACAGAACCACUAAUCUCAUGUGUUGUCUAUCUCCCCUCAGUAACCACCUGGAGAAUGUAAUCUCAUGUGUUGUCCUUCUCCCCUCAGUUAUCGCCUGGAGAAUGUAAUCUCAUGUGUUGUCCAUCUCCCCUCAGUAACCACCUGGAGAAUGUAAUCUCAUGUGUUGUCCUUCUCCCCUCAGUUAUCGCCUGGAGAAUGUAAUCUCAUGUGUUGUCCUUCUCCCCUCAGUAAUCGCCUGGAGAAUGUAAUCUCAUGUGUUGUCCAUCUCCCCUCAGUAACCACCUGGAGAAUGUAAUCUCAUGUGUUGUCCAUCUCCCCUCAGUAACCACCUGGAGAAUGUAAUCUCAUGUGUUGUCCAUCUCCCCUCAGUAACCACCUGGAGAAUGUAAUCUCAUGUGUUGUCCAUCUCCCCUCAGUUAUCGCCUGGAGAAUGUAAUCUCAUGUGUUGUCCAUCUCCCCUCAGUAACCACCUGGAGAAUGUAAUCUCAUGUGUUGUCCAUCUCCCCUCAGUAACCACCUGGAGAAGUCUCUUCAGCUCCUGAUGGACAGAGUGGAUGAUAUGAGUCAGGACAUCGUCAAGUACAACACCUACAGCCGUAACCUCAGCAAGCAGCAGCAGCAGAAACACCAGGUAACACACACACACACACACACACACACACACACACACAUUAUCUCUGUUAUCAUGAUGAGAAUGUAAUCAACACAUUGUAGUUGAUAAUGAGAUAAUAUACAGUGAUUCACAGUGAUUCUAUUAGAGGGGCGUCCACAGGGAGUCCUCUCCUUUCAUCCUCUUCUCCUCCAGAGAGGGAGGGAGAGAGGGAGGGUGAAUGAAAGGAGAGGGAGCCACUAACAUCACCUCUAAACUUUCCUGCUGUUACUUCCAUGAUCCAUCAUGUUCUCCUAGCUCCCCCCUCUCCCCAGUCUCUCACUCCUCUCUGCUGAACCACCCUAACCAGGCCUUCUGUGACUGAGGCUGCGUCCCAAAUGGCACCCUGUUCCCUAUGUAGUGCACUACUUUUGACCGGGACUAUUGAGUUUUGAUCAAAAGUAGUGCUCUAUUUAGGAGAUGGGGUGUCAUUUGGGACUCGUCCUGACUGUCCUGCAGGGAAGCUGCUGGCCAAAUCCACUAUACCAGGGAGACAGAGGCUUGCUGCUAUAUAAUAUAACUGUUGAUUUAUCCACUAUACCAGGGAGAUGGAGGCUUGCUACUAUAUAAUAUAACUGUUGAUUUAUCCACUAUACCAGGGAGACAGAGGCUUGCUACUAUAUAAUAUAACUGUUGAUUUAUCCACUAUACCAGGGAGAUGGAGGCUUGCUACUAUAUAAUAUAACUGUUGAUUUAUCCACUAUACCAGGGAGAUGGAGGCUUGCUACUAUAUAAUAUAACUGUUUAUUUAUCCACUAUACCAGGGAGAUGGAGGCUUGGUACUAUAUAAUAUAACUGUUGAUUUAUCCACUAUACCAGGGAGAUGGAGGCUUGCUACUAUAUAAUAUAACUGUUGAUUUAUCCACUAUACCAGGGAGAUGGAGGCUUGCUACUAUAUAAUAUAACUGUUGAUUUAUCCACUAUACCAGGGAGAUGGAGGCUUGGUACUAUAUAAUAUAGCUGUUGAUUUAUCCACUAUACCAGGGAGAUGGAGGCUUGCUACUAUAUAAUAUAACUGUUGAUUUAUCCACUAUACCAGGGAGAUGGAGGCUUGCUACUAUAUAAUAUAACUGUUUAUUUAUCCACUAUACCAGGGAGAUGGAGGCUUGCUACUAUAUAAUAUAACUGUUUAUUUAUCCACUAUACCAGGGAGAUGGAGGCUUGCUACUAUAUAAUAUAACUGUUGAUUUAUCCACUAUACCAGGGAGAUGGAGGCUUGGUACUAUAUAAUAUAACUGUUGAUUUAUCCACUAUACCAGGGAGAUGGAGGCUUGCUACUAUAUAAUAUAACUGUUGAUUUAUCCACUAUACCAGGGAGAUGGAGGCUUGCUACUAUAUAAUAUAACUGUUGAUUUAUCCACUAUACCAGGGAGAUGGAGGCUUGGUACUAUAUAAUAUAACUGUUGAUUGAUCCACUAAAGCAGGGAGAUGGAGGCUUGCUACUAUAUAAUAUAACUGUUUAUUUAUCCACUAUACCAGGGAGAUGGAGGCUUGGUACUAUAUAAUAUAACUGUUGAUUUAUCCACUAUACCAGGGAGAUGGAGGCUUGGUACUAUAUAAUAUAACUGUUGAUUUAUCCACUAUACCAGGGAGAUGGAGGCUUGGUACUAUAUAAUAUAACUGUUGAUUUAUCCACUAUACCAGGGAGAUGGAGGCUUGGUACUAUAUAAUAUAACUGUUGAUUGAUCCACUAUACCAGGGAGAUGGAGGCUUGCUACUAUAUAAUAUAACUGUUGAUUUAUCCACUAUACCAGGGAGAUGGAGGCUUGCUACUAUAUAAUAUAACUGUUGAUUUAUCCACUAUACCAGGGAGAUGGAGGCUUGGUACUAGCUACUGCUACUGAAUACAAUGUAAUGUGAGGGUCCCAAUAUAGAGGUGGCUGGAGCAUGGAAUGGUGCCUUUUGUGAUGGAGCACUAAACACCAGUUUGCAUAUCUCAUAUCAACCUAGAAGACAUUUCUUAUAGCAACCUAGAAGACAUUUCUCAUAGCAACCUAGAAGUCAUUUCUCAUAGCAACCUAGAAGUCAUUUCUCAUAUACACUGAAGAAAAAUAUAAACGCAACAUGUCAAGUGAAAUAAAAUAUUCCAGAAAUUGUCCAUAUGCACAAAGUGUAUUUCUCUAAAAUGUUGUGCACAAAUUUGUUUACAUCCCUGUUAGUGAGGAUUUAUCCUUUGCCAAGAUAAUCCAUCCACCUGACAUGUGGGGCAUAUCAAGAAGCUGAUUAAAUAGUAUGAUCAUUACACAGGUACACCUUGUGCUGGGAUCAGUGAAAGGCCACUCUAAAGUGUGCAGUUUUGUCCCACAACACAAUGCCACUGAUGUCUCAAGAUGAGGGAGCGUGCAAUUGGCAUGCUGACUGCAGGAAUGUCCACCAGAUCUGUUGCUUGAGAAUUGAAUGUUCAUUUCUCUACCAUAAGCCGCCUCAACGUCAUUUUAGAGAAUUUGGCAGUAUGUCCAACCGGCCUCACAUCCGCAGACCACGUGUAACCACGCCAGCCCAGGACCUCCAAAUCCUGCUUCUUCUCCUGCGGAAUCGUAGAAGACCAGCCACCCUGACAGCUGAUGAAACUGAGGAGUGUUUCUGUCUGUAAUGAAUCCCUUUUAUGGGGAAAAACGUAUUCUGAUUGGCUGGGCUUGGUUCCCCAAUGGGUGGGCCUGGCUCCCAAGUCGGUGGGCCUAUGCCCAGUCAUGUGAAAUCCAUAGAUUAGGGCCUAAUGAAUUUAUUUCAAUUGACUGAUUUCUAUAUAUGAACUGAAACUCAGUAAAAUAUUUGAAAUUAUAUCAACCUAGAAGUCAUUGCUCAUAUCAACCUAGAAGUCAUUGCUCAUAUCAACCUAGAAGUCAUUUCUCAUGUCAACCUAGAAGUCAUUUCUCAUAUCAACCUAGAAGUCAUUUCUCAUGUCAACCUAGUUAUACAUGAAUAUUGUGAUGUUAGUUUCUGGCAGGCUUGACAGGCUUUGUAUGUGUAUCCAGGUACUUGUAGAUUCCUACCAUCUACACCCCACCACCAACCUGUGUCCUCUGCUCUGCCUCCCCAAAUUAAAAAGGCUUUUAGGUUCUGACACGCAGCACAUCACUGAUUUACACUGUCGUAUACCAACACAAAUCACUCCAUCCCUGUCUGUCAGAUUUUAUAGCUGUUCUCUCUCUCUCUCUCUCUCUCUCUCUCUCUCUCUCUCUCUCUCUCUCUCUCUCCCCUCUCUCUCUCCCCUCUCUCUUCUCUCUCCUCCCCUCUCUCUCUCUCUCUCUUCUCUCUCCUCCCCUCUCUCUCUCUCUCUUCUCUCACCUCCCCUCUCUCUCUCUCUCUCUUCUCUCUCCUCCCCUCUCUCUCUCUAUCUCCCCCCAGUAUACCCAGCGGCGCCAGCAGGAGAAUGCUCAGAGACAGACCAGAGGAGAGACUCCUCUACCAGAGGAAGAUGUCACCAAGAUGUUCAAACCUCCCCAGCCCCCUCCUCGCAUGGACACUCUCCUCAUCGCAGGUACACACACACACUUCACUUUGUAGAAUCGCACCCACACACCCUCCCUCCUCCUAGCAGAUACCUAUCCCCUCCUCUGUUCUGUUCUCUCCCUGGUAGGUAUCUAUCCCCUCCUCUGUUCUGUUCUCUCCCUGGUAGGUAUCUAUCCCCUCCUCUGUUCUGUUCUCUCCCUGGUAGGCAUCUAUCCCCUCUGUUCUGUUCUCUCCCUGGUAGGUAUCUAUCCCCUCCUCUGUUCUGUUCCCUCAUCUCUCCAUUAUGUUAGAGUUCCAUUGAUCUUUAUAGACUUCAUCUAACAUCCCUGCCUGCCUGCUGUCUCUCUGAUGGUUGGUUACGUCCCAAAUGGCACCCUAUUCACUUUAUAGUGCACUACUUUUGACCAGGGUCCAUAGGGAAACCCAUAGGGCUCUGGUCAAAAGUAGUGUACUAUAUAGGGGAUAUGAUGACUUUUUUGGACACGACCGUUGUCACAACAUUCAACUAAUUUACCUGCAGUACUGCUGAUGUGCUCCUACUGUGAUUCAUACUCAUUUGUUGUGUGUGUGUUUCCACCAAACAGGGCAAAUUAACAAUUACUGCCAGAAUGUGAAGGAGUUCACCUCUCAGAACCUUGGCAAGCUCUUCAUGGCUGAGGCCCUUCAGGGACACAACAGCUAGAAGAAGAGGAGGAGAUGGAGAUGCCCC